Molecule: messenger RNA, 1393 nt
Organism: Physcomitrium patens
Lineage: Eukaryota; Viridiplantae; Streptophyta; Bryopsida; Funariales; Funariaceae
Product: 2-methoxy-6-polyprenyl-1,4-benzoquinol methylase, mitochondrial
Biological process (GO): ubiquinone biosynthetic process
Cellular component (GO): mitochondrion
Molecular function (GO): 2-methoxy-6-polyprenyl-1,4-benzoquinol methyltransferase activity
Source: RefSeq, a predicted model, not a curated record
AUGUUCACACUUGACCGGCAAGCAACCUCACACAACCAUGUUGUGGGGGACGUGUUAAAUUUUGAGUUCCAUGUACGUGUGACACUCGUCGCCGUCAGGAAGAAACUGGGUUACGAUCGAUGCUGCAAAGCUUGCGGUUGCACGGUAUCGUCAGCUUGAGGAGCAGAUUGUGAAGAGUGUUUGCAGUGAUGGCGAUGGCGCUGCGGUGGCGAGGAUGCGCGCGUCUCUGGCAUCGCGGUGUCUACAGAGGUCUCCAUUUGGGUCCUCUGGAACAGCCGGAAUCCCCACAACCGAGUCCUGAUUCCAAAUUCACCAAUUUCGGGUUUAGGGAAGUACCUGAGCAAGAGAAAUCGAAGCUGGUUGGGGAGGUAUUUUCGAACGUGGCUUCAAACUAUGACCUCAUGAAUGAUCUUAUGAGUGGAGGCUUGCACCGCCUCUGGAAAGACAGACUGGUGUCUCAGUUAGCUCCGUUUCCUGGCAUGCAGCAUUUGGAUGUGGCUGGGGGUACAGUGCGCAUGCUCGAUAUGAAAGCUGUCAUGACGAUAAAACUGGGAUCCUGGUGUGUAGGCGAUGUUGCGUUCCGUGUUGUUAAUGCAAUUCAGAAGGCCGAGCAACGUGUUCCUGGCAAUACACUAGGUAGUGUUGAUGAAGAGGAUCGGACAAAAGUUUAUGUGUGUGAUAUCAAUCCUAACAUGCUCGAGGUUGGGAAAAAACGAGCCAAAGAGAGGGGACUGGGAAAUGCUGCAUGCUUAGUCUGGAUGCAAGGAGAUGCUGAAGCACUUACAUUGAACGACGAAAGCAUGGAUGGCUACACCAUCGCCUUUGGCAUUCGGAAUGUAACACAUAUUGAUCGUGCUUUGAAAGAAGCCUACAGAGUAUUGAGACGAGGUGGACGAUUUCUGUGCCUUGAACUGAGCCAUGUAUCUACACCUGGAUUUAGAGAAGUGUACGAUGCCUAUUCUUUUAAUGUCAUUCCUAGGAUAGGUGAGGUGGUGUCAGGUGAUCGAGCAUCGUAUCAAUAUCUGGUGGAGAGUGUUCGCAAGUUUCCAAACCAAGAAAAAUUUGCAUCUAUGAUUGCUGAUGCAGGUUUCAAAGAUGUGCAAUAUGAGAAUUUGGUGGGUGGAGUAGUCGCUAUACAUUCUGGUUUUAAAUUGUAGGCCUACAAUCGCAUCUUAUUUGAAGUUGAAAUUGUGUAGCGUUUAGAUCCUGGUUGUUAAACUCAUUCUGCUGGAGGAAAACGAAGCUGGAGAAGUUGUGUGGAUGAGUAUUUUUUUUUUGUAUGAAACUCUGCCGCCUUCCGUUGUGUAAAGAGAACACGCGGUGUUGUGACUUGAUGUAGUAAUCACAUCUUCCAUUUGGCUAUACAACACCUAUCCUUCAUGUCUUAAAUUUU